CCGUUUAAUUGCAAGGACCCGUUGGAAGAAACAUUGCCACCUGUAAAAUUACAAUACAUAGAUCAUGUAGUUGGUAAUCAACCUGACCUGGAAAUGGAGAGUGCUUGUGAAAUGUACGAGAGCGUAUUUAAUUUCCACCGCUUUUGGUCAGUUGACGAUAGUCAAAUACACACCGAAUAUUCCUCUCUGCGUUCAAUAGUAAUGGCAGAUUUUCAUGAAAGAAUCAAAAUGCCUUUAAACGAACCCGCAAUAGGUCUCAAGAAAUCCCAAAUCCAAGAGUUUGUUGAAUAUUAUGGAGGUGCAGGUGUUCAGCAUAUUGCAUUGAAAACAGACGACAUUGUUACAAGUGUGAGAAAUCUUCGAACUCGUGGCUUGGAAUUCUUAACGAUCCCCUCCGUAUAUUAUGACGAUCUUCGUUCGCGACUUUCCACUGUUGACACUAAAAUUCUAGAGGAUAUUGCGAUUUUGCAAGAACUGCAUAUAUUAGUAGAUUUCGAUGAAGAAGGUUAUCUUCUACAGAUUUUCACAAAACCGUUGCAAGAUCGUCCAACGUUAUUCAUAGAAAUAAUUCAACGACGUAAUCAUCAAG
This is a messenger RNA of Acaulospora morrowiae, 589 nucleotides long. NCBI's taxonomy places the organism in Eukaryota, Fungi, Glomeromycota, Glomeromycetes, Diversisporales, Acaulosporaceae. The record is from the annotation of a GenBank genome assembly.